AUGUCUGACGAGGAGCUAGCUUACCCACAGCCAGAGCAGGAUGAACUUGACAACGACGUGCGGUUUGUCGUUGUGGUGCAGAACCCCGAGAUGCCUGACGGAAAGAUGGACGAGCGGCUGUGCUCAUCAAUCGACACAUUUACAAAACUAAAUGCAUUCUUCGAUGCAUUUGACGAGGCUGUGGCAUACCCUAACGAAAAAGAUAUCAAAUAUGACGUCGGGUCAGACGGAAUGGUGGUUAUUGUUGUCACCACAGAGGCCUUGAGUGAUACCGUGCUACAGUUCAUCGACGAACACGUUCCCGCUGCAGUUGAAGAGGAAAGACCCGAAGGCCAAAAUGGCUCAGCCAAGAAGAGAAAGCAGUAG
Messenger RNA from Kuraishia capsulata CBS 1993, 366 nucleotides. RefSeq lists its product as uncharacterized. Lineage: Eukaryota; Fungi; Ascomycota; Pichiomycetes; Pichiales; Pichiaceae. The record is from RefSeq and is a predicted model, not a curated record. The transcript has a single exon. The coding region runs from base 1 to 366 and encodes 121 amino acids.